AUGUUAAUGUGGGGGGGGGUGUCACAGAAGUCUCCACUGAGGUCAUAUCAGAACAACGACCUGAGGAAGGAAAGGUGUUUGCCACCUGUAGCUGAAGAGCCAGAGAAUUCUAGGCAGAGAGACAGCCCAAAUGAAGAUCCUGAGGCAGGAGCAACUUUAGCCCCAGGAAAAAGACAGAGGCUUGUGAGGUUGGAGCAGAGUGAGAGAGGAGGACACAAGCAGGAGAUGAGGUCAGAGCGGGGGGCGGGGCCGGGGCUGGAGCAGGUUCCUCGCUGCGCCUCUCGCCCAGGGCGCCUUUGUUUUCCGCGUUUGGGACUGUUAGCAUUCAGGGAUGUGUCCAUUGAAUUCUCUCAGGAAGAGUGGGAAUGCCUGGACCCUGCUCAGUGGGACUUUUACAGAGAUGAGAUGUUGAAGAACUGCAGCGAACUGCUGUCCCUGGGUGGGGAUAACUUCCCUCCAGAAAUCGGUGCUACUGGACAACAGAAUAAGGAAAAAGGAGUUACCAACUUUGAUAUGCCUGGUUGUAGCAUCACUCCAUAGAGAAGCCUCAGAUGGACAAAGAAUAAGAGCUGUUGCUGGCAAUCACAGUAUAUACAAGUGAGAAGGAACAAAUCCUCGCUGAUGCUUGCAUCCAGAAGGCUGAAAUGGUCAGGCAUUGAUGGACAGAACAAGGAAAAUCAACAGGGGUUCUCAGGAGAUAAGAGUUCAAGGACAAUGUUCUGCAAGUUUGGAAUCAAGGCAGACUGUGUCAGAGUUAAAGUGUGCCUGGCGAUGGUGAAGCACAGAGUAUUAGGGAGGUGAAAGGAAAAACCAGUCAGUGGGACCCUGACCAGAUAGGCCAGGUUGGGAAGAGAUCAAUAUCAUCAGAGAGUGAAGAGUCAGGUGAAGGGUGGGUCCAGAAACAACGUGAGGUUUGGUUGGGUAAUCAGAUCCAGCAACUGAAUGGACUCCCGAGGCAGAAGAUGCUCUAUUAAAAUAUGAGAUCCAGUGUCAAAAUGAGUUCUGAUAGCAGAGAGGUGCCUCAUGGUGAGCAUAAAUAAAAAGGAAAUGAGGAGGAGAUUUGGUCUGUGGCAUAAUAAAAAUAUAUAUUUGGUCUUUGUCCCCAGUUCCUGGCAUAGAGCUCCUAAAACUCUUGGAAUCUCUUGAGUGAUGAGUCUCUUUUGUAUGCCAAUGAAAUGAUUCAUAAAAAGGAGGUCUAGAUAGCCUUAAGAUGGGGGCUGGUCACCAGAACGACCAAGCCAUGAUUAGAGGAUUGGAACCUUCAGUCCCACCUCCAUCCCUUACCCCCAACCACUGGGGAGUGUAGGCAGCUGGAGAUUGAGUUCAAUCAUCAGUGGACAAGAAUUUAAUCAAUCAUAAUGAAACAUAAUGAAACCCCCCAUAAACCUCCUAAACUGCUGGGUUUGGAGAGCUUCCAGGUUGAUGAAGACACCCAUGAGUGCCCUGAGAAGGCAUGGAAACUCCGUGCACCUCCCCUUUCCCCCAUCCUUUAGUCUAUGAAUCUCUUUCAUUUGGCCAUUCCUGAGUUGUCCUUUAUAAUAAACCAGUAAAUAUAAGUAAA
Molecule: messenger RNA, 1561 nt
Organism: Galeopterus variegatus (Sunda flying lemur)
Lineage: Eukaryota; Metazoa; Chordata; Mammalia; Dermoptera; Cynocephalidae
Product: zinc finger protein 382-like
Exons: 4
Coding region: 1-540 (179 amino acids)
Biological process (GO): regulation of DNA-templated transcription
Source: RefSeq, a predicted model, not a curated record